Numida meleagris (helmeted guineafowl) is the source of this 4233-nucleotide messenger RNA. RefSeq names its product coronin 1C (gene CORO1C). Lineage: Eukaryota; Metazoa; Chordata; Aves; Galliformes; Numididae. The transcript has 11 exons. The coding region runs from base 10 to 1755 and encodes 581 amino acids. Gene Ontology annotation, molecular function: actin filament binding. The record is from RefSeq and is a predicted model, not a curated record. Gene Ontology annotation, biological process: actin filament organization; neural crest cell migration.
GGAGCAGACAUGGAUAUGGAGAUGCUGGAGUCAUACAGUCAGAAAAAAUCACCUCCGGCCCCACCGGUCAGGUCGCACAGUAAGGAGAGCCUGGCGCUGAGCAUGAGCAAGACCGUGGCACUGAGCGAGGCGCUGCUGGAGCCCUGCGGCCCCACAGCCCAGCCAGGAGGGAAGGAGCCAGAAGGAGGGGGCCCAAAGGAGCAAGGGAGGAAGAGCGAGGAGGAGGAGGAGGAGGAGGAGAAAGUGCUCAAAGUCGCCGACGCGAAGAAAACCUUUGAGAAGGCAAAAGCAGAGGGGAAGGCAGCGACUGGCAGCACCCGGAAAGACACAAUGAGGCGAGUGGUACGACAGAGCAAAUUCCGGCAUGUGUUCGGCCAGGCCGUGAAGAACGACCAGUGCUACGAUGACAUCCGCGUCUCCCGCGUCACCUGGGACAGCUCCUUCUGUGCUGUGAACCCCAGGUUCGUUGCCAUCAUCGUGGACGCGAGCGGCGGCGGGGCCUUCCUGGUGCUGCCUUUGCACAAGACGGGCCGAAUUGACAAGUCCUACCCAACGGUGUGCGGGCACACGGGACCGGUGCUGGACAUUGACUGGUGUCCCCACAAUGACCAGGUCAUCGCCAGCGGUUCUGAGGACUGCACCGUCAUGGUGUGGCAGAUUCCCGAGAACGGGCUCACGCUGUCCUUGACAGAGCCAGUGGUAGUUCUAGAAGGCCAUUCGAAGCGAGUGGGCAUCGUGGCUUGGCACCCGACGGCGCGCAACGUGCUGCUCAGUGCAGGCUGUGAUAAUGCAAUUAUCAUCUGGAACGUGGGAACAGGUGAAGCCCUCAUCAACUUGGAUGACAUGCACGUGGAUGUGAUCUACAACGUGAGCUGGAAUCGCAAUGGCAGCCUAAUCUGUACAGCUUCCAAAGACAAAAAAGUUCGAAUCAUUGACCCCAGGAAACAAGAAAUCAUCGCUGAGAAAGAGAAAACCCACGAGGGAGCCCGGCCCAUGCGAGCCAUUUUCCUCGCUGAUGGAAACAUCUUCACGACCGGCUUCAGCCGCAUGAGCGAACGGCAGCUGGCCCUCUGGAAUCCAAAAAACAUGGAGGAGCCAAUAGCCCUUCACGAGAUGGACACCAGCAACGGGGUCCUGCUGCCGUUCUACGACCCAGAUACCAACAUUAUUUACUUGUGUGGCAAGGGUGACAGCAGCAUUCGCUACUUUGAGAUCACGGAUGAGUCCCCCUACGUUCACUACCUCAACACCUUCAGCAGCAAAGAGCCGCAGAGGGGGAUGGGGUUCAUGCCAAAGAGGGGCCUUGAUGUGAACAAGUGCGAGAUUGCCAGGUUCUUCAAGCUUCAUGAGCGGAAAUGUGAGCCCAUCAUCAUGACGGUCCCUCGAAAGUCGGACCUCUUCCAGGACGACCUGUACCCCGACACAGCCGGCCCAGAGGCAGCGCUGGAAGCGGAGGAGUGGUUUGAGGGGAAGAACGCCGAUCCCCUUCUCAUUUCCUUGAAGCACGGGUACAUUCCUGGCAAGAACAGGGAUCUCAAGGUGGUCAAGAAGAAUAUACUGGACAACAAGCCUGCUGCGAACAAGAAAAGUGAUCUCAUAAGUGCUCCAAAGAAAGCAGCUGAUGCCUCAGACGCUCAAAACGAAGCCAAAUUGGAUGAGAUUUUGAAAGAGCUGAAAUCCAUCAAGGACACGAUCACCAACCAAGACGAGCGCAUUUCCAAGCUGGAACAGCAGAUGGCGAAGAUUGCGGACUGAGCGGGGCUGGCGGGCGCUGCCAGCCCAACACAUUCCAGUUCCCCCAGUUCGGCAAGCAGCAGCGUGCAGCAUUCCAGUACGAGCUUUCCCGUUCUCCCAACAAAUUCACGUCAACGAGAGCCGAUGAUUAAAAGCCAAGCUUUUUAGUGAAAGAUUUUUUUUUUUUCCCCCCUGAUGUUUUAAUGAAUUUACGUGACUGUGUCAAACAAUUCAACGAGAAUUAAGUGCUACUUUUACAGUCUUUUUUUUUUUUUUUUUUCCAGAUGUUGAAUUCUUGAAAAGAAAACCCAUUAUGACUUUCAAUGUUGUGCCCAAAUAUCUUUUCUAGAUUUAGGGACCAAUGCCACAUUGUUCGUAACCAUUUUUUUUUUUUUUUUAAAGUUGCCAAAAAAAAAAAAAAAAAAAAGAAAGAAAAAAGAAAAAAAAAAGUCGCUUUUUUUUUUUUUUAAAUUUUAUUUGCCACUUUGCAGUAUUUGUGUUUUAAAUUCAAAGGGACAGCACCGUGUGUGUGUGUGGCGCGUGCGUGGAUGGGGGUGUUUAUACUGUUUAGAGAUCGGAACUGAAGCUAUUUUGUAUAAAUCUUCAAUGUUGAACAAUCAGAUCAGUUUCCCUUGCAGUGUGGCUGCUGCUGAGCCCCUCGGAGGUGACUUUCCUGCCUUCCUAAUGCCUUCUGAUGACAGCUGACAAAUAUAUAUAUCGUUCUGAACGAAGCGAUUCGUGCCACAAUGCCUCUUCUCCUUUGUACACCCUGCAGGACUCCUGAACCAGCGUCGUGCUGCCCAUGGAAAAGAGCUUGGGAUCGUUCCAGCUGUGUCCAAACAGACAUGUGCUCGUUGCUGGGUUUUAUGUUAAGGCAGAAGUGACCUCCGUGCAGGCAGUGGUGUUGUGUUGUUGGGGUACAAAGCUUAAGGUGUGCAGUGUCAGCAGCCUGCAGGACACGCAGCUUCUGUGCUGAGUCCGUGGCAGCCGUGUGCGUGGCUGUAAAUGUGUGCCUGCACCACCGGCCUCGUCAGCUUGUUUGCUUUCAGAAGCUUCUAAAAGCUGUGACUUUGCAAUUCUUUGUCCCAAACUUUAGUGCUGAUGAUAGAAAUUCGGACUCUGCUCUGAGGAGCAGCCAGGCCACUUUCCGGAUGGGUCUCCAGAAACAAAAUGCCUUCGAUUGUUGUUGAUGUUUUCCCUCCCUCUGUCAUCCCUGCCUUAAAACUUUGCAGGAAACUGUUUAUUCCCGGAUGAGGUCGGCAACCCUCAUCCCCUUUGAGGUCCUCAGCUGAAAGGUGCAGGACCUGCCAAGCUCGCUGCUGGGUUUCUGCUGCUCACACGAGGUCUGCACUGCCAGCGGGGUGCCCGGGCAUGGGUCAGGCGUGUUCCUGGCCCUGUAUCUGGCUAUAGGAUUUCCCAUAGGUGUGCCCAGGAUGGUGCUGCCCAGCCAAGCUCUGCCAGCCCUCAGGCUUCGCUGUGUUGAUGCUGCCCAUAUGCAGUGCCCGGUAUCCCUUGUCAAACCCAAUGUGAGCAAAACUAUUGGGGUCAGAGUGACAUCCAGGAAGCAGUCAGCAGCUGACGAGCCCCCAGUCCCGUCCCAGCUGUGCUCUGGUCCUUGACCCAGCGCGGCUGCGGCGUGUGUGCCCAUGUGUGCGUGCUUGGAGCCAGGCUCAGAGCAGCGGCGGGGUGCGUCCCUUCAUCCAGGCUGAUCCUUUUUUUCCAUUAGGUUAGCUAGAAAGCCUCAAAUCCCCCAUUAGGUUGGAUUUUUUGUUGUUGUUGUUUUUUUAUUUCCAGUGUUUGCAUGUUCACUCCUUACCCGCUAAGGAUUCUCUGUGCUGGAGGGAUGUCCGUGUUGGUGAGCGUGGGGACAGCUAGGACAAGUAGCAGAGAGGCACGAGGAUGGGAUGCAAAAGGCAGAGAAUGUGUUACGAUCCCAUAGCACGAAAGCUUCUUAAAAGUGUUUUUAGGUGGGGGUGGGGGUGACCGCUGGUGCCGUGUCGCAGCCCUCCAGGUCGUGGGGCAGUUUGGUGACGUUUCUGUGCCGCAGUACAUGGCUGAGCUGAUGGGUCGUUGCUUUUGGAAAUCAAAACCGAACGUUCCGCUCCCCCAAAACGGUGAUCUCUGUGUUGAUGUGCGUGUGACUUCAGGGUGGUUGUGUGCUUGGGGAGACCUUUCGUUUUAUUUUUAUUUUUUUUUUUCUGAUUGGAGGGAAAUAAAAGUUUCUGAACCGCUGGAUGGAGGUGCCCAGAUGGGUUGGUGUGCGGUGGAGGUUUGAGGAACGGCCGCCGUGGCUGCGAGCUUAUAGCUUGUACUUUAUUUAAAUGAACUGAUGAUGCCUAGCCAGGCUCAGCCAGAGUCAGUGCCUGAAGCUUUUUGUAGCCGCGAUAUCCCAGAAGAGAACCAGCGACGUCCUGAAAGAUGCGCUCUUAUAGAGCGGCCAUAGUAUCUGUCCAAAUAUUUGCUUCCAUUUUCAAGAGAUAAAAAGUCAUUGAUUACAAA